This is a messenger RNA of Radiomyces spectabilis, 1125 nucleotides long. Its product is annotated as GLE1-like protein-domain-containing protein. Gene Ontology annotation, biological process: poly(A)+ mRNA export from nucleus; regulation of translational termination; regulation of translational initiation. Bases 1 to 1125 code for a protein of 374 amino acids. Gene Ontology annotation, cellular component: nuclear pore cytoplasmic filaments; cytoplasm; nuclear pore. NCBI's taxonomy places the organism in Eukaryota, Fungi, Mucoromycota, Mucoromycetes, Mucorales, Radiomycetaceae. The record is from RefSeq and is a predicted model, not a curated record. Gene Ontology annotation, molecular function: inositol hexakisphosphate binding; translation initiation factor binding; phospholipid binding. The transcript has 6 exons.
AUGACUCACCUCCGUGGCAAUGUACAGCGCAUCGAAAAAGCUAUUGCCGACGACAAAAAGAAACAUGAGGAAGCCCUGGCCAAAGAAAAGGCCAAGGUUGCCGAAAAGAAGGAGGAACAGGAAAAAUUACAAAAGGAAGCUGAUCAGAAGAAGAAGGACGAAGAUGCAGUAAAACAAAAGAAGGAUCGCGCAGCGAAAAUGGCCCAGUCAACCGCUGUAUCACCGCAAGGCUUGGAAGAAUACAAGAAACAUUUAGCCAAGAUUGAGUGGUACAAAUCCACGAUCUAUCCAAAAUUGAAAACUAACGAUGCCUUCCGAAAACAAUGUUUCGAAGCACGUCGCUUUGUCAAACGAACCCUCGGUCAAAUUCAAUUCCGUCAUGAUAUUAUUGUUCAGAAGUAUAAUGCAUUAGCACAAUUUCUAGCGCAAACGCAGCGACAAUCAGUAGAUGUAUUCCAUGUUUUGUUAAACUACGUUGCCAAAACGCUUCUUCUUCAAGUACAAACGGAAACACGUGCUGCCCCAUUUUCGGCUUACUUCCUCGCCCGAUUCGCCAUGUUGGUGUGUGCGACCAUUCCUGAUUUCACUGACUACCUUUUGGGCCGUCUCGGAAAGCGAUGUCCUUAUCUGAUACCGCAGUAUCACGAUAGUGAUCCAUCGCUAUCUGUGCAAGAAAUCAAAAGUCGACUGCGAUACAUAUAUGCUGAUAAAUCUUCGGGGCGAUUGGAAACUUUCAUUGAACAUGCCGAACGACAGAAAUGUUUCAUCAUGUUUUAUGCAGCGCUGAUACAGACGAAGCCUGACCCAGGUCAGCCUGCCAAUCCAUUUUCUAUCGGACUGGGGUGGACGUGGCUCGCUAGAAUAUGCAAUAUGCCAUCUCGAGAAAUUACACCCAUGUUAGUCCAUGCCUUUUUGGAAUUCGCUGGCAAACGGAUGCUGGAAACCUAUCCUCGACAGUUACCAAAAGUAUUACGAUUGAUUCGUACUCAAAUCCUACCCUCGGUUCCUAUACAACAAGGAAACGAUAACGUUGCUGCCAUCAAGUCAUUCGAGCUGUAUCUUGACGAAUACUUCGCUACCGGACAGCUUGAAUCGGCUCCUGAAGCAUUAGCCCCCAAAGUGUAG